Gastrolobium bilobum is the source of this 758-nucleotide messenger RNA. RefSeq lists its product as uncharacterized. Bases 27 to 554 code for a protein of 175 amino acids. Gene Ontology annotation, molecular function: fatty acyl-CoA hydrolase activity. Lineage: Eukaryota; Viridiplantae; Streptophyta; Magnoliopsida; Fabales; Fabaceae. The transcript is spliced from 3 exons. The record is from RefSeq and is a predicted model, not a curated record.
UGUUUGGCUUAUAGAAACACAGACCAAUGACGGGCAAUUCCAAAGCUUCUCAAACUGAAACGCUCUCAAUUUGUAGCGAAAUGGAGCCACAACAUGUUUCUGCGACCCUCAAUUUUAUUAACAAAAUGGGCGUAGCCAAACCCAUUCCUGAGAGUUGCAAUACCACUGGCUUCUACUCCCAUUUCAUUGGGAGUUUCAUCAACGUCGAUCAAAUCCAGCGUGGACGAAUCUCUUGCACUGUUGCUGUCAAACCCCCUAUCUCUAAUAUAUAUGGAACAAUGCACGGUGGAUCUGUUGGGUCUGUGAUUGAGUUGCUGUCUACGGCUUGUGCUAGAACUGUUGUUGCUGAGGACAAGGAACUUUUUCUUGGGGAAAUUAGCGUGUCUUACCUCUCUGGAGCUCCAACAAAUGAAGAAAUUCUAGCUGAUGCCUCCGUGGUGAAGGGAGGAAGAAAUGUGACUAUAGUUGCACUAGAGUUUAAACUGAAGAAGACUGGGAAUUUGAUGUAUAUUGCUCAUGCUACCUUCUAUAACUUCCCGGUUGCUAAGUUAUGAUUCUUAUCAACAUUUAGUUUUCUGGUCACUGAUAUUCCCUUAAUUAAACCAAAUAUAAUGACCUUGUGUUUACGUCGUUUCAAUGCUUUUUGUUUUUGCUUGGAAAUAUUUUUAGUGAAGUUUGGCUUUGUGCAAUUGUUGCUAAACCCUCAUCAAAUCUAUCAUGGGGGGCAUAGUGACGGAGCCACGUUAACUUAAUUUUUG